UAUCAUCAGUCUUCUUCUCCGAGAGGCGGGGAGCUCGAAACCAUGUCGACUUGCAGGUUCCUGCUGAGCAAUGGCGUCAUUUCUCAGUCCUCCGAUGCUCCCACCGUCGCUUCCUUUCUCGAAACCCAUACGGGUGCAUACACGACCACCCGGACUCACAACAAUGGUUCCUGCAUCUUGUUCUGGGGAAGGCAUCUGAACAGGCUGAUCGACUCUGCGAAGAUCCUGUUGCAUUCGAACCCGCGGCUUCUGUUCGGAUCAAGCUGGCCCGCGGAUGCAUCGUCGGCGUCAUCGAUGGCCCUGUCGAUGUGGGAACUGGGCAUUCGGGAUUUGGUUAGUGACUCGACGGGGAAGGUGUUGCCUCGUGCCAUGAGAGAUGGAGAAAUGGGACGGGAAUUGGCCAUCACGGUUUUGCUUAGCGGGGAUUUGGAGAGUUCGAGGAAAUCUGUGCAUGUUGAUCGAAAGAGGGUCGAUCAUGUUCUCGAUGUUCAUGUUCAUGUUAGUGCUUAUGUUCCCCCUGUGUUUGGUGCUGGGCAAAGCGGCGCACGGUUGGCUUUGGUGGGACGAGGGAGGAGUGUCGCUGCCGCAAAGUAUUCGGAUUGGGUAAGGCUCAGGAAGCCUCUGGAGCAGUUGAGGCCUCCUUCUGUGACCGAGCUAUUGCUGUCAGAUGAUGGUGAUCAUAUACUUGAAGGAACUAUAACAAACUUUUUCGUCGUCUGCCGCAAGGACAAUGGUGAAGACAAUGGGAAAGGUAUGCAUCCAGGGACAAAUAUUUAUUCCUCUUUGGAAGUGCAGACAGCUCCUGUAAGUGAUGGCGUCCUUCCUGGUGUUCUAAGGCAAUUAGUGAUCGAAGUAUGCUUGAGCAAGGGAAUUCCAUUUCGAGAAGUGGCACCUUCGUGGUCAAUGCAUGAGCUUUGGGAAGAGGCCUUCAUCACAAAUAGUUUGAGGCUUCUGCAGCAUGUGGACACAAUUCUAGUUCCAAGUGACCGUGCAUCACUAGAAUCAAGGACCUACAAAGAGGUGUCCUGGAAAGAGAAGCAGUUUCAGGAUGGUCCAGGGAUGAUCACGAGAAUGAUCCAGAUGGAGAUCAUGGAGAAAGCAAUGUUGGAAGGGCACUUAUUGGAUUCAUCAUGAGCCUUCCUAAGCCAAGAGAAAAUGCCUCCCAGUGUCCUGCAUCUGUGAGCUCGAGUAAGAUCACGAUCAUUAUUAUGAAAAUUCAGUCGGUUUUUAUUUAAAUGUCCGUAUGUAUGUAUGGUGCUACCGCCAUAUCCCUUGGAAAUAUUACCCAUGUGCUACCAUAGAGAA
Syzygium oleosum is the source of this 1305-nucleotide messenger RNA. RefSeq lists its product as uncharacterized. The coding region runs from base 43 to 1134 and encodes 363 amino acids. Gene Ontology annotation, molecular function: catalytic activity. The record is from RefSeq and is a predicted model, not a curated record. Lineage: Eukaryota; Viridiplantae; Streptophyta; Magnoliopsida; Myrtales; Myrtaceae. The transcript is spliced from 8 exons.